UCACUGAAAGCAAAGGAUGUUGUGACGCUCUACUAAAUGGCAUUUAGCACUGAGGAAGUGACAUGUGUCAACAAUCCAAAAAGGAAGGCAGAACAAGUGAUACUGUUGACUCUCUCUAUUGAACUUAACCUUGGCUCAUUUGCAUUCCUUGUUGCUAAUCUUGCUGAUGAAGACCCUACUGCCCCUGUGAUGAUUGCUUCGACUGGUUGUGUUUUCUGCUUGGAGACUGAUGAUGUUACUACUGCUAUAGCCAAGGCUUUUGGUGUUGUUUCAAGGGGCAAAAUAGUUAAAGGUGAUGCUACUACUACUGCUUGUUGUGGUGGGCGUGCUGGAAAGCUAAAGGAUCCUUUUGGAAAUGUCUGGAUGACCUGCUCUCCUAUCGGAGUAAUUGCCGAAGAAACUAAACUCUUGUUCAGUGCUUUUGUUCUGCUUUCAAUGAAAUUCCAGUGAUGUCAUACUAAUAAAAAACUUUCAGAUUAACUCUAGUUAGGUGUUAAUGGGUUAGCUUUUUGAAGUAGGAGGUCCAGUUUGGCAUAUUAUUGAUUUUGAAUAGUGAAAAAAAAAUUAAUAAAAAAAAUUUGAUAAAAAAAAUGUUCAAGAAUAUUUAAAGAAUAUAACGUAAAGAAAAUACAUGACAAGUAGUAAUGGCAGCAUGCAGUACACAGUGAUCAAUGAAAAUUCUCUCAAAAAUAUAACGAGAUUGAUGAGAUCUCUAUCCAAAACAGAAAUAUAAAAUCUACUGCCAUCUUCAACUUGAG
Molecule: messenger RNA, 758 nt
Organism: Lycium ferocissimum
Lineage: Eukaryota; Viridiplantae; Streptophyta; Magnoliopsida; Solanales; Solanaceae
Exons: 1
Coding region: 37-450 (137 amino acids)
Source: RefSeq, a predicted model, not a curated record